AUGGCAGCCUCCUGGAGGGGGGUUCUCCAUUUCCCGGCCGCGGGGGCCGCCGUCCUCCGCCCCCGCCAAACAGUGUCCCAAGACACCACCCUGGACCGAACCGCAGUUCAACCAGUUUUAAAAACUACCCUUGUGGCCCGGACCUGUGAGCUGGCUCCUCCAGAGCGAACAGCUCUGGUUCAGAAAGCCACCGAAAAGCAAGGAAAAGUUGCAGAACCCGCAAAGCGCGGUCAGACGGGCUGGCGGGAGGGCUUCCCGGGAGCGGCGACGGUGGCCCUUGACCCGGUGUUCUCCUCCCCCUGCCCCGGAUCGGGUCCUAGAACCGAGCGGCCCAGUGAGAUGGGCGCCCUCGGGCCCAGAGCGGCUUCACGCACCGCCCCCAAACAACCUGGCCACACCGCUCUACCCAUCCGAUCCGCCCGACUCGCCUGCUCCUUCCGCGUCGCUUCUGGCGCGCGCGCGCCUGACUCCACCCGCCCCUCCCUUUCUGCGCGCCCCGGCGAUCCUGUGCGUGUUCGCCCAACCUGUGGCCUCGCGGGAGCGUCGCGCGAGCGCGCAAACGGCAGGGCGGGGCGACCUCGAACGACGCACGCGGAAUACAGGGCCCCUCCGGCCUUCGCGCUGUUCGUUGUGCUGGUUCAUUUCAUCAACACCACUGCUCCUCCAUCUCGGUUCGCCUUCCGCGCACGCUCAAAUGAAGGGGCGUGCCCUAGGGCUAGCCUCCUCCCUAUGCUCCGAGACGUGUCGGGUGCUAAGCGAACUCGCCAGAUCUUCGUUGUCAGAGCAGUGAGGUCCAGGCCUAGCUUAGGUUCUUUCAAAGCCCGCACCUGCCCUCUGAUUAUCCGUGAAUCUUGUUUGGAAAGAGAGCUCUUUGCCAACUCCUAUUCUUGGCAGCUUGACCGAGCUCGGAUAUGUCCUUUGGCAAGAAGGGCGUUUUUGUCUCUCAUCAAAAUAGACCCAAAUUCUUUUUCCCAUUAUGUUCACGUGCCUGGCCUGAGCCAGCCAAUCGGCUUGGCCAGCCUCCCAGCCCACCCGAGUACUAGCAGGAAGGGGCACAGCUGGGGCUCCAUGAGGAGGAUGGCUUUCAUCCUGGGCUCCAGCCUUCUCUUGCUGAUGAUCCACUGGAACUGUGUCAUAGGGCAUUUUCAGAGAUUUUGGGGUGCUUCCAGCUACUUUUGGCAAGCCCAGUGGGAGAGGUUGCUGUCUACAUUUGAAGGGAAGGAGUGGCUCCUCUACGUUCUAGGUGUCACCCAAGUGCCUCUUCUGGUCUACUGGCCCUUCAGUGGACUUCUCCUGGUGGUGGAGACUGGAAAGCCUAACUUCAUCUCCCGCUACCGAAUUCAGGUUGACAACAAUGGCUGUGUGGAUCCCAUGAAACCACGCCAGGCUCUCCUCAUGAUUCUCUUCAAUCAAUUCGUGAUCUCUCUUCCCAUGCUGGUCUCACUCUAUCCCAUCCUCAAGUUGUGGGGACACCCCUGCCAUCGAGAGCUCCCCACCUUCCACUGGUUCCUCCUGGAGCUGGUCAUCUUCACUCUGACUGAGGAAGUGCUAUUCUGCUACUCACACUCUUUCCUUCACCACCCAAAACUCCAUAAGAAAAUCCGUAAGAAACACCACGAGUGGACAGUACCCAUCACUGCAACCUGUCUAUCUGUCCACCCUAUUGAACAUGUGGUGAGUAGAGCUUGGCUUCCCCAGAGGAGAGGACAGAGGGCCCCAAUCCCCUUCCUUAAGCUAAGGUCUCCUGCACAAAAUGGGACCACAGUGGGAGUUUCUUUCUUCUGCCCCUUCCACAGCUACCAUUUAUACUGGCAUAUCCAAGGAAAAGCCAGAUGCCUAAUGAAGUCUUCCUGGUACCACUCUGAGGGAAGGGGCCAUCCACCUUGGUUCCCUUCCUCCCCUCAGAGCCCCCUCAGACAGCUCUCUCCUUGCAGAUCAACAUGCUGCCGGCAAACAGUAAUGGGCUCCCACUUGCCCUCCAUCACCACGUGGACUUCCUUGGCCCUCAUCUUCACCGUGAUCUCCCACUGUGGCUACCACCUACCUUUCUUGCCUUCACCUGAAUUCCAUGACUACCACCAUCAAAAGGUUGACCAGUGCUAUGCUGCUCUGGGGAUGCUGGACUACCACCAUGGGACUGACAUCGUGUUUAGGCAGACCAAGGCCUACAAGAGACACAUGAUCCUGCUGGGCUUCACCCCACUCUCUGAGAGCAUACCCGAUCCUCUGAAGAUGACGGACUAA
Messenger RNA from Capra hircus (goat), 2244 nucleotides. RefSeq names its product fatty acid hydroxylase domain containing 2 (gene FAXDC2). NCBI's taxonomy places the organism in Eukaryota, Metazoa, Chordata, Mammalia, Artiodactyla, Bovidae. The transcript has 11 exons. The record is from RefSeq and is a predicted model, not a curated record. Gene Ontology annotation, biological process: sterol biosynthetic process. Bases 1 to 2244 code for a protein of 747 amino acids. Gene Ontology annotation, molecular function: C-4 methylsterol oxidase activity.